GCUGAUUGCAAGUGACGACGAGCAAUCGGAACGCUAUAAAAGGAGCUAAUGGCACCAAGGAGACACUACGUGCGUAGAUCCGUCCCGGCACCGCCUCCCGAGGUGCCUGAACGAGCUGAGUCAAGCGAAGUGCAAGAGCUGCGGGCACAGAUGACUGUGCUAGUUGGUGUGAUUCAACGCCAAGGAGGUCAGAUCGAGCGGCUCCAAGAGCUUUUGGAGCGACAAGUGGCGACGGUGGCCGUGACGGCAACUGAAGGCCAUGGUCCGUCUGCGCCCUCGGCUCGCGCGCCUAAUGCGCAUGAGGGCGUGAGUAUUUUGGUGGCUCCGGCGGUGGCGCAUCCCCUGCCGGCUAGUGUUCCUCUGGCGGCUUCGGGUCCUACGAUACUCGAUGCGGCAGCUGGGGAGGUGAGGCAGGAACGCGAGGCGUUCAAGAAGUGUGGAGUAAAGAAGCGGCCUGGCAGUAGUUCGGGGGAACAAUCUAGUUCACAAAAGGCCCCGAAGUACCGGAGGAGACGAUCUGUUAGCCGAGGACCUUUGCGGUGUAAAUUUUGCAGUGGAAAGCAUCGCGCAGGAACUUGUGAGCAUCGGGCGGGACGGUGCUUCAGGUGUGGCCAGGCGGGGCAUAUAGCCUGGCAGUGCCCAGAAGGAGUGCCACGUGCCCCGUCAGUUGCAUCCACCCCAGAGAUUCAGCGACAGUUUGGUGGAGUUCCGUCUGCUGCUGCCGUAUCUGCGGGGUGUGUGAUUUGUGGAGGAUCCNGGAACCGAUAUGGUUGCCCCUUGCGCUAUGGACGACCCCUGCCGAUGGCGACAGCAUUUUCCUCUCUAGGACAAAUGGUUGACGUGCAGCCUUCGGCACAGUCUGGGGAGCGAGGGGUGGUAAUUGGGCAACCGAAGAGUUCGCAGGGAGCGCUAAGCGGCCCUGGAUACGCGGCACGAGUUGAGGAACCUGCUGCUGUUGGUGAUGUCACCGCAGGUAUGAUUUAA
This is a messenger RNA of Ananas comosus (pineapple), 984 nucleotides long. RefSeq lists its product as uncharacterized. The transcript has 3 exons. Gene Ontology annotation, molecular function: zinc ion binding; nucleic acid binding. Lineage: Eukaryota; Viridiplantae; Streptophyta; Magnoliopsida; Poales; Bromeliaceae. The record is from RefSeq and is a predicted model, not a curated record. The coding region runs from base 49 to 984 and encodes 311 amino acids.